AUGAUGCGGCGCCUCGGACAUGUAAACCUGACGGCGGCGGCGGCGGCGUUGGUGGCGUCGGCCGGCGGUCGCCUUCAUCGACAGCCAGUUGGCCUCCGUUGGCAGUCGUCGUCGGCGGCGGCCCCAGCGGCUCCUGCGAAGGGGGCGCCGCAGCGGAAACCACCGGCCGCCGCCCACGACUUCAAGGGCUCUAUUUUGAGGAACCGCAUUUGGGAGACGCACCCGGCGGGUGAGCAUGUCACCGUCUACGUGGACUCUGGCGUGUACGCCUGGAUUGUCAUGGACCGGGCCGGCUCCAGCGCCAACGCCCUGGGCGAUGCCUUCGUGAAUUGCAUGCAAAAGGCCAUGGACAUUGUCGAAAAGCUCAUGCUCGAAAAAAAGGCUCGUGUGGCCAUCGUCGCAAGUGCCAAGUCAAGCUUUUGCGUGGGGGCGGAUCUGGAGGUGCUUUACCCAAUUACGGAUAAGCAGCUGGCGGCCGAGGCAACCCGCGUGGGCCAUGCGCUUUUUGACCGCAUUGAGAAGGAGCCAUUUCCGGUUGUGGCGGCGAUUAAUGGCUUUGCCUUGGGAGGCGGCUUCGAGCUGUCGCUGGCCUGCCAUCAUCGUCUCUUGGCGUCGGACGGCUCGGUGGGGCUGCCGGAGUGCUUGUUGGGCGUCCUUCCUGGCGCGGGCGGCACGGUGCGUCUGCAGCGUCUCGUUGGCCUGGCGACGGCGGUGGAGUGGAUCAUGACAAGUGCACCUGCGAGGGCGCCAAAGGCAAAGCGGGCGGGUGCCGUGAAUGCGGUUCUCCCGGCGGAAGACCGCUGGAGCGGUGAGGACCGCUUCUUCAAUCAGGUACGGCAAUGGGCCGGUGCUUUGGUGGAUAAGCCGCUGAAGCCGGCGCGGGGCAAAAAGCUCACCCUCGUGGAGCGUCUCCUGCAGAGCACAACGGCUGGGCGCAGGAUCAUUGCUAAAAAGACGAUUGAAUCACUGAAUGCGAAGACAAAGGGGAAGUACGUUGCACAGUACAAGGCAUUGGAGGUUUUGUUGUAUUCCGCCACGCACUCCAACGUGGAGGGGUUUGCGCGGGAGAGCGAAGUCUUCAGUGAGCUCCUGGUCACUCCAGAUGCUAAAAAUCUGAUGGCCCUAUAUUUUAUUGAGGAUGGAAUGAAAAAGAGUGAACUUAAAACGGGGAUUCCAAAGGACAAGCUGCCUCCCGUGCGAACGGUGGGCGUCAUCGGUGCAGGCGUCAUGGGGUCUGGCAUUGUGCACCACUUUGCCAACAAGGCUAUUCCUGUUGCUGUGAACGACCUCAAGCCGGAGGCGGUGGAGAAGGGCAUUGCGAUGGUGCGUGGGGAGUUUGAGAAGGCGGCUAAGCGAAAGAAGCUGACUCCUGCCGCCGUGGAGGCGAAAAUGCAACUUGUCAAGGGUGGGACCUCGAGCGGCGUCUUGCAGGGCGCGGACGUGAUUGUGGAGGCCGCGGUGGAGGUGAUGGACAUUAAAAAGAAGAUCAUUCGGGAGUUGGAGAAGGAAGGGUGCCUCAAUGGCAAGAAUUUGUUUGCCACAAAUACCUCGUCGCUCAGCUUGACGGAGAUGCAGAAGGACGCCAAGUAUCCGGCGAACAUUGUGGGGAUGCACUUCUUCAACCCCGUCUCCAAAAUGCCCCUGGUGGAGGUUAUUAAGGGCAAACACACCUCUAAGGAGGCGGCUGCCGUUAUCUUUGACUUGGCCCUGCGGACGGGAAAGAAACCCAUUAUUGUGAAUGACGCCCCAGGGUUUGUCGUGAAUCGCAUUCUCGGCGUGUACAUGGCCGAAGCCGGCCGCCUCGCCGCGGUCGACAAGGUUGACCUCUCUCAAAUCGACAAAGCCAUACUUGACUUUGGGAUGCCCAUGGGGCCGUUUCGCCUCCUGGACGAGGUCGGCCUCGACGUCGCCUGCCACGUGGGGCCCAUUCUCACCGCGGGAAUCCACCCGAGUCGCUUUGGCAUCGGCUCGGAGAUUCAGCAAAUGACGAGGGAUGGCUACCUUGGCAAGAAGAACGGCAAGGGAUUCUACCGCUACGACGCCAAAGGCAAGGAGACCGGCAUGAAUACGGAGGUGACGCGGCACUACUUCCCACAAUCUUCCCGCAAUAAGCCGGCGGGCGAGAUUGUCGACCGCUGCGUUCUAUUGAUGGUGAAUGAGGCCGGCUACAUCCUGCAAGAAAAGGUGGCCGCAACCCCGGAGGACGUGGAUAUUGGCAUGAUCUGGGGGACGGGCUUUCCGCCGUUUCGGGGCGGACUCCUGCAGCACGCCGACCACCGCGGCCUGCCCGCAGUUGUGGAUCGGCUUCGCCAGCUGCAAGACGCCCUCGGCGACGAUCGGUUUGCGCCCUGCCCUCUCCUGCAGUCGAUGGCGAAGGACGGCAAACGGUUUUUCCCAAAUAGGCCCUUUGUGCCGUACCGGGAGCGCGCUGGGUUUCCCAAGGUGCAUUUCUCGUAG
Molecule: messenger RNA, 2457 nt
Organism: Trypanosoma conorhini
Lineage: Eukaryota; Euglenozoa; Kinetoplastea; Trypanosomatida; Trypanosomatidae
Product: trifunctional enzyme alpha subunit, mitochondrial precursor-like protein
Exons: 1
Coding region: 1-2457 (818 amino acids)
Biological process (GO): fatty acid beta-oxidation
Cellular component (GO): mitochondrial fatty acid beta-oxidation multienzyme complex
Molecular function (GO): NAD+ binding; enoyl-CoA hydratase activity; long-chain (3S)-3-hydroxyacyl-CoA dehydrogenase (NAD+) activity
Source: RefSeq, a predicted model, not a curated record